Fonsecaea multimorphosa CBS 102226 is the source of this 1629-nucleotide messenger RNA. RefSeq lists its product as uncharacterized. The coding region runs from base 1 to 1629 and encodes 542 amino acids. Gene Ontology annotation, molecular function: carbohydrate:proton symporter activity. Gene Ontology annotation, biological process: carbohydrate transport; transmembrane transport. Gene Ontology annotation, cellular component: membrane. Lineage: Eukaryota; Fungi; Ascomycota; Eurotiomycetes; Chaetothyriales; Herpotrichiellaceae. The transcript has a single exon. The record is from RefSeq and is a predicted model, not a curated record.
AUGGUGAACAGAGGCCAAGAUGUGUCGCCGCCGACAGUGGAGGCGCAAUCGAUCGAGCCAACAAUCUCGGUGGAGAGGCGAAAGCGCCAUUUCGGGCCCAGGAUGAUCUUCAGCGUGGUCAUCAUGUGUAUGGGGACCCUCACUUAUUCCUACGGCGCGGGAGUCAUCGCAACCACCAUUGGACAGCCGUCGUUCUACGCCUACAUGAAGCUCGACAACGGUGCUCGGACAUCCUCAAUUAUCGGUGCCACAACAUCGCUUUACUAUGCCGGCGGUAUCUUUGGUGCCUUUGGCGCCAAUUUCGUCGCGGACCGCUGGGGACGCAAGGCUUCGAUCUACACUGGCGCCCUCACUUCGCUUGCUGCAGCGGCUCUCUGCGCCGGCUCCGUUCACAUUGCCAUGUUCAUUGUCUUCCGGUUUCUGUACGGAGUUGGCGGCUUUAUGUUGUUGAUGACGGUCCCUCUGUGGAUCACCGAGGUUGUGCCAGCAGAGGUUCGCGGCGCGUUCGCUCAGUGCCACGGGGUGUGCACAUCUCUCGGUUAUUUCCUCUCCAGCUACGUGGGUGUGGGAUUCUACACGAACGGAUCUCUCAAAGGGGGGCAGGAUUCCUGGCGAGGCCCGCUAGCCAUCGGCGCUAUUCCGCCCAUCCUCUUCCUCUGCAGCCUGUGGUGGGUGCCCGAAUCACCUCGAUUUCUGCUGCUGAAGGAACAAACUACCAAGGCCUGGGAAAUCGUGCGCAGGUUCCACUCGGCGCCGGGAGACACAGAUCACCGCUACGCACAGAUCGAGAUGUUUCAGAUGAAGAACCAGAUCGAGUUGGACCGCACUCUCCCUACCUCUUGGCUCUUCAUGUUCAAGACGCCGUCGAUGAGGAAGCGCAUGUGCAUGACUAUCUUCAUCGUUUUUGCAGUCUUGUCUAGUGGGAACCUCUGCAUCGCCACCUAUGCUACAGUGAUCAUGAGUCACUCCGGCUGGGAUUCACUGGCGCAGUUGAACAUCCAAGCUGGAAUGAUGGCAGCUGUUAUGCCCGGUAUCUUUGCUGCCAUAUUCUUCACCGAGAAAUUUCGACGCCCGACAAUGGUCAUGAUCGGUCUCCUCGGAAUGACUGUUGUCCUCUCCUGUUACACAGGCGUGGCCGCAAGCGUCAAUCUGGACGCCCAACACAAGGCAGCCCAAAUUGCGUGCGUCGCCUUGCUCUAUCUUUUCCAAAUUUUCUCGGCCACCUUCACGGAAGGACCAUUGUCAUAUUGGGCAGCCGAGUUCUAUCCCACACACCUACGUGCCCGGGGUCAGACCAUCCAGGUAGUGAGCUAUGGUGCCUUCAGCAUUCUCUGGGGCCAGUCCGGACCCACGGCGAUUUCUAAUAUUGGCUGGAGGUUCUUCCUAGUGUUUAUCUGCAUCACGGUCGUGACUUCCUUCGUCAUCUACUGGUAUUUUCCCGACACUCAGGGCAAGAGUCUGGAGGAGAUGGCUCUUUUGUUCGGUGAUGAUGACCUGGUGGUUGUCCGGCAACAGGAUAUCCACAUCGACGCCGAUCAUCACCUCGUGGGUACAGUGCACAAGGACAAGGAGGGACAAGCCAUCAUCGUGAACUUGGAGGAUAUCAACGAUGCUAGAGAGUCAGCAUAG